GCCGGGUGGUCCUUUCCUCCUCCUCUUCCUCCUCCUCCCCGCUUCCCUGCCUAGUCUCCAUAUAAAAGAGGCACCGCCUCCCCGCCCUCUCUCACUCCCCACUCCUCUCCGCCGCGCGCUCUAGGAGAGGGCGGAGGGGGAGGCGGCGCGCAGCGCCAGGAGGAGGGGAGACGCAGGGGGCGGAGCGGAGACUGCACCUUCGGAGAUAAUCCUUUCUCCUGCCGCAGAGGAGAGGAGCGGCCGGAGCGCGGCACUUCGCCGAGGCAUAGCAAGCCGGCAGGAUGGCGACCGUGGUGGUGGAAGCCACCGAGCCUGAGCCGUCCGGCAGCAUCGCCAGCCCGGCGGCGACCACCUCGCCCAGCCUGUCGCAUCGCUUCCUCGACAGCAAGUUCUACCUGCUGGUGGUCGUCGGCGAGAUUGUGACCGAGGAGCACCUGCGACGCGCCAUCGGCAACAUCGAACUCGGAAUCCGAUCAUGGGACACAAACCUGAUCGAAUGCAACCUGGAUCAAGAACUGAAACUUUUUGUAUCCCGGCACUCUGCAAGAUUCUCUCCUGAAGUUCCAGGACAAAAGAUCCUUCAUCACAGAAGUGACGUUUUAGAAACAGUGGUCCUGAUCAACCCCUCAGAUGAAGCAGUCAGCACUGAGGUGCGCUUAAUGAUCACGGACGCCGCCCGACACAAGCUGCUCGUGUUGACGGGGCAGUGCUUUGAAAAUACCGGAGAGCUCAUUCUCCAGUCCGGCUCUUUCUCCUUCCAGAACUUCAUAGAGAUUUUCACCGAUCAAGAGAUUGGGGAGUUACUGAGUACCACCCAUCCUGCCAACAAAGCCAGCUUAACCCUUUUCUGUCCCGAAGAAGGGGACUGGAAAAACUCCAAUCUUGACAGACAUAAUCUCCAAGACUUCAUCAAUAUUAAACUCAACUCCGCUUCUAUAUUGCCAGAAAUGGAAGGACUUUCCGAGUUUACUGAGUAUCUCUCAGAAUCCGUGGAAGUCCCAUCUCCCUUUGAUAUCCUAGAACCUCCCACAUCAGGUGGAUUUCUGAAGCUCUCCAAGCCCUGCUGUUACAUUUUUCCAGGAGGGAGGGGCGAUUCUGCAUUGUUUGCAGUGAAUGGAUUCAAUAUGCUCAUCAACGGAGGAUCAGAAAGAAAAUCCUGCUUCUGGAAGCUCAUCCGACACUUGGACCGAGUGGACUCCAUCCUGCUCACCCACAUUGGGGAUGACAAUUUGCCUGGAAUAAACAGCGUGCUCCAGCGGAAAAUCGCAGAGCUCGAGGAAGAACAGUCCCAGGGCUCCACCACAAAUAGUGACUGGAUGAAAAACCUCAUCUCCCCCGACUUAGGAGUUGUAUUUCUCAAUGUACCUGAAAAUCUGAAAAACCCAGAGCCAAACAUCAAGAUGAAGAGAAGCAUAGAAGAAGCUUGCUUCACUCUCCAGUACCUAAACAAACUGUCCAUGAAGCCAGAACCUCUGUUCAGAAGUGUAGGCAAUACCAUUGAUCCUGUCAUUCUUUUCCAAAAAAUGGGAGUUGGUAAACUAGAGAUGUAUGUGCUUAACCCAGUCAAGAGCAGCAAGGAAAUGCAGUAUUUUAUGCAGCAGUGGACUGGCACCAACAAAGACAAGGCUGAACUAAUCCUGCCUAACGGUCAAGAAAUAGAUAUCCCAAUUUCCUACUUAACUUCAGUCUCAUCUUUGAUUGUGUGGCAUCCAGCAAACCCUGCAGAGAAAAUCAUCCGAGUCUUAUUUCCUGGCAACAGCACCCAAUACAAUAUCCUGGAAGGACUGGAAAAGCUCAAACAUUUGGACUUCCUGAAACAGCCUCUGGCCACCCAGAAGGAUCUAACUGGCCAGGUGGCCACCCCUGCUGUGAAACAAGUAAGACUGAAGCAGAGGACCGAUAGCCGGGAGAGCCUGAAGCCAGCUGCAAAGCCACUCCCCAGCAAACCUGGGCGAAAGGAGUCAAAAGAAGAAACCCCUGAAGUCACAAAAGCUAAUCACGUGGAAAAGACACCCAAAGUUGAAAGCAAAGACAAGGUAAUGGUGAAAAAAGACAAACCAGUAAAAACAGAAACCAAACCUCCAGUGACAGAAAAGGAGGUGCCCAGCAAAGAAGAGCUGCCUCCGGCCAAAGCCGAGGGGCCUGAAAAGCAAGGCACAGACGUCAAACCCAGAGUCACCAAGGAGAAGACUGUGAAAAAGGAAACAAAGGCAAAGCCCGAAGAAAAGAAAGAGGAGAAGGAAAAGGAAAAGCCAAAGAAAGAAGUGGCUAAAAAGGAGGACAAAACACCUGUCAAGAAGGAGGAAAAACCAAAAAAGGAAGAGGUGAAAAAGGAAGUCAAAAAAGAAAUCAAGAAAGAAGAGAAAAAAGAAGUCAAAAAAGAGGUUAAGAAAGAAACCCCACUGAAGGAAGCCAAGAAGGAAGUUAAGAAGGAGGAAAAGAAGGAAAUUAAAAAGGAGGAAAAGGAACCCAAAAAAGAAAUUAAGAAACUUCCUAAAGACACAAAGAAAUCACCUACUCCCGUAUCUGAAGCAAAAAAACCAGCUGCAUUAAAACCAAAAGUACCCAAGAAGGAAGACACUGUCAAGAAAGAUUCUGUUGCUGCUGCACAGCUGAAGGAGAAGGGGAAAACUAAAGUCGUUAAGAAGGAAGGCAAGGCCGCAGAGGCUGUGGCCGUGGCCGCCGGCACCGUGGCCACUGCAGCGGCUGUGGCGGCAGCGGCUGGAGUAGCGACCACUGGCCCCGCCAAAGAACUCGAAGCCGAGAGGUCCCUUAUGUCAUCCCCCGAGGAUCUGACCAAGGACUUUGAGGAGCUGAAGGCUGAAGAGGUCGACGUAGCAAAAGACAUCCAGCCUCAGCUGGAGCUGAUCGAAGAUGAAGAGAAACUGAAGGAAAGCGAGCCCGUCGAAGCCUAUGUCAUCCAGAAAGAGACAGAAGUCACCAGAGGUCCCGCCGAGUCCCCCGAUGAGGGAAUCACCACCACUGAAGGGGAGGGUGAGUGCGAGCAAACCCCCGAGGAGCUGGAGCCCGUCGAGAAGCAGGGGGUGGAGGACACUGAAAAGUUUGAAGACGAAGGAGCGGGUUUUGAGGAGUCCUCCGAGACCGGAGACUAUGAAGAGAAGGCGGAAACCGAGGAGGCCGAGGAGCCAGAAGAGGACGGAGAGGAGAGGGUGUGUGUGAGCACCUCCAAGCACAGCCUGGCGGCGGAGGAGGAGGAGAGCGCCAAGGCUGAGGCCGACGGGCACGUCAAGGAGAAGAGGGAGUCGGUGGCCAGUGGUGAUGACCGAGCAGAAGAAGACAGGGACGAGGCUCUGGAGAAGGGAGAAGCUGAACAAUCCGAGGAGGAGGGCGACGAGGAGGACAGAGCUGAGGAUGCCAGAGAGGAAGACUACGAGCCCGAAAAGGCUGAAGCUGAAGAUUACGUGAUGGCUGUGGUUGACAAGGCUGCGGAGGCUAGCGGUGCCGAGGACCAGUAUGGAUUCCUUACCACAGCCACCAAGCUAGCAGGAGCCCAGUCUCCUGUCCAAGAACCUGCAUCUUCAAUUCACGAUGAGACUUUACCCGGAGGCUCGGAGAGUGAGGCCACUGCCUCCGACGAGGAGAAUCGGGAAGACCAGCCUGAAGAAUUCACUGCCACCUCCGGCUACACCCAGUCUACCAUUGAGAUAUCCAGCGAGCCCACCCCCAUGGACGAGAUGUCUACUCCUCGAGAUGUGAUGAGUGACGAGACCAACAAUGAAGAGACCGAGUCCCCAUCUCAAGAAUUUGUAAACGUCACCAAAUACGAGUCUUCACUGUAUCCUCAGGAAUACUCCAAACCUGCUGUGACAUCACUCAACGGACUUUCUGAAGGGUCAAAAACAGAUGCCACUGAUGGGAAGGAUUACAGUGCUUCAGCCUCCACCAUCUCACCACCCUCGUCCAUGGAGGAAGACAAAUUCAGCAGAUCUGCUCUACGUGAUGCCUACUGCUCUGAAGAGAAAGACGUGAGAGCCAGUGCCACGCUGGAGAUCAAAGACGCUGUCUCAGCAGUUUCAGGUGAAAAACUUAGCCCACCUAAGAGCCCGUCCCUGAGUCCAUCUCCAUCAUCACCCACAGAAAAGACCCCGCUGGGUGAACGUAGCGUGAACUUUUCUCUGACGCCCAGUGAGAUUAAAGUCUCAGCAGAGGCAGAAGUAGUCCCAGCAUCUCUGGAGGUGACCCAAGAAGUAGUGGAAGAACACUGUGCCAGUCCUGAGGAUAAGACCCUGGAAGUGGUGUCUCCAUCUCAGUCUGUGACUGGCAGUGCUGGCCACACACCGUACUACCAAUCUCCCACUGAUGAGAAAUCUAGUCACCUUCCCACAGAGGUCACUGAAAAACCAGCGGCAGUCCCAGUGAGCUUUGAAUUCAGUGAUGCCAAAGAUGAGAGUGAAAGGGCUUCCAUAAGCCCCAUGGAUGAACCUGUGCCUGACUCGGAGUCUCCUAUUGAAAAAGUUUUGUCUCCUUUACGGAGCCCUCCCCUAAUUGGAUCUGAGUCUGCAUAUGAAAGUUUUCCAAGUGCGGAUGACAAGGCUCCUGAUAGAUGUACCGAAAGCCCCUUUGAAGGAAAGAAUGGAAAAGAAGGCUUUCCAGACCAAAUAAGUCCAGUUUCUGACGUGACUUCCACUGGUCUUUCCCCAGACAAACAGGAAGGGAAAAGCACAGACUUUAUACCGAUAAAGGAAGACUUUGGUCAAGAAAAGAAAACUGAUGAUGUUGAAGCCAUGAGUUCUCAAGCAGGACUGGCUUUAGAUGAAAGGAAGUUAGGAGGAGAUGUUUCUCCUACACAAAUAGAUGUCAGUCAGUUUGGAUCUUUUAAAGAAGACACUAAGAUGUCCAUUUCUGAAGGCACUGUCUCAGACAAGUCAGCUACCCCUGUGGAUGAGGGUGUGGCAGAAGACACAUACUCUCACAUGGAGGGUGUGGCCUCGGUCUCCACAGCUUCUGUGGCUACGAGCUCAUUUCCAGAGCCGACAACAGAUGAUGUGUCUCCUUCGCUGCAUGCUGAGGUUGGUUCCCCACAUUCCACUGAAGUAGACGACUCCCUUUCAGUGUCUGUCGUGCAAACACCUACCACUUUCCAGGAAACAGAAAUGUCUCCGUCUAAAGAAGAAUGCCCAAGACCAAUGUCAAUUUCUCCACCAGACUUCUCCCCUAAAACAGCCAAGUCUAGGACACCAGUUCAAGAUCACAGAUCUGAACAAUCCUCGAUGUCUAUUGAAUUUGGCCAGGAAUCCCCUGAGCAUUCCCUUGCUAUGGACUUCAGUCGUCAGUCUCCAGAUCAGCCUACAGUGGGUGCAAGUAUGCUUCACAUCACUGAAAAUGGGCCAACUGAGGUGGACUACAGUCCUUCUGACAUGCAGGACUCUAGUUUAUCACACAAGAUCCCACCAACGGAAGAGCCGUCCUACACCCAAGAUAAUGAUCUUUCUGAGCUCAUCUCAGUCUCUCAGGUGGAGGCCUCCCCAUCCACCUCCUCCGCACACACCCCUUCUCAGAUCGCUUCUCCUCUCCAAGAAGAUACUCUAUCUGAUGUUGUUCCUCCCGGAGAUAUAUCCGUAUAUGCCUCACUCACCACUGAAAAAGUGCAAAGUCUGGAAGGCGAGAAGCUCUCACCAAAAUCUGAUAUCUCUCCACUCACCCCGAGAGAGUCCUCUCCUUUGUAUUCCCCUAGUUUUUCAGACUCUACCUCUGCAGUCAAAGAGAGCACAGCAGCUUGCCACACUGCCUCUCCCCCACCAAUGGGUGCAGCAUCUGCAGAGCCGUAUGGCUUCCGUGCCUCCAUGUUAUUUGAUACGAUGCCACACCAUCUAGCCUUGAAGAGAGAUUUGACCACAUCCAGCCUGGAGAAGGACAGUGGAGGGAAGACACCUGGAGACUUCAGCUAUGCCUAUCAGAAACCUGAGAAGACAACCAGGUCCCCAGAUGAAGAAGGUUACGACUAUGAGGCUUAUGAGAAAACUACCCGGACCCCAGAUGUGAGUGGCUAUUACUAUGAGAAAACAGAGGGCACCACCAAAUCCCCAUGUGACACAGGCUACUCCUAUGAGACCAUUGAGAAAACCACCAAGACUCCCGAAGAUGGUGGCUAUGCCUAUGAAAUUACUGAAAAGCCCACACGGAGUCCUGAAGAGUCUGGGUAUGCAUACGAGAUAAGUGAGAAGACAAUAAGGACCCCUGAAGUGAGUGCUUAUAGCUACGAAAAGACUGAGCGGUCUCAAAGGCUCCUGGAUGACAUCAGCAAUGGCUAUGAUGACUCUGAAGAGGGUGGCCACACACUUGGGGAUUCCAGCUACUCUUAUGAGACCACUGAGAAAACUGCCAGUUUCCCUGGGUCUGAAAGUUACUCCUAUGAGACAUCGACAACAACUAUACGAACCCCUGUUACCUCCGCAUACUGUUAUGAGACCCCCGAUAAAAGUGCUAGAACCCCCCAGGCGUCUACAUAUGCCUAUGAGACUUCAGACCAGUGCUACACUGCUGAAAAGAAGUCCCCCUCCGAGGCUCGCCAGGAUGUUGACUUAUGCCUUGUGUCCUCCUGUGAAUACAAGCAUCCCAAGACGGAGCUUUCACCCUCCUUCAUUAAUCCCAAUCCUCUCGAGUGGUUUGCCAGUGAAGAGCCAACGGAAGAAUCGGAGAAGCCCCUCACCCAAUCAGGGGGAGCCCCACCACCUCCUGGAGGAAAGCCCCAGGGCCGACAAUGUGAUGAAACCCCUCCCACCUCAGUCAGCGAGUCAGCCCCAUCCCAGACCGACUCUGAUGUCCCCCCGGAGACAGAAGAAUGCCCCUCCAUCACAGCUGAUGCGAAUAUCGACUCGGAAGAUGAAUCAGAAACCAUCCCCACAGACAAAACCGUCACGUACAAACACAUGGAUCCACCUCCGGCCCCCAUGCAGGACCGCAGCCCUUCUCCACGCCACCCUGAUGUGUCCAUGAUGGACCCGGAGGCCUUGGCCAUUGAGCAGAACCUGGGCAAAGCUCUGAAGAAGGACCUGAAGGAGAAGACCAAAACCAAGAAGCCAGGUACAAAGACCAAGUCGUCCUCACCUGUCAAGAAGAGUGAUGGGAAGUCCAAGCCCUCUGCAGCGUCACCCAAGCCAGGGGCCUUGAAGGACUCCUCAGAUAAGGUGUCCCGAGUGGCUUCUCCUAAGAAGAAGGAAUCUGUGGAAAAAGCAACGAAAACCACCACCACUCCUGAGGUCAAAACCACACGUGGAGAAGAGAAAGACAAGGAGACCAAGAAUGCCGCGAACGCCUCCACAUCCAAAUCGGUAAAGACGGCGACUGCAGGGCCAGGAAACACCAAGACAUCCAAGCCCUCGGCUGUGCCUCCAGGCCCCCCUGUGUACUUGGACCUGUGCUAUAUUCCCAACCACAGCAAUAGUAAGAACGUCGAUGUUGAAUUUUUCAAGAGAGUGAGGUCGUCCUACUACGUGGUGAGUGGGAAUGACCCCGCUGCUGAGGAGCCCAGCCGGGCUGUCCUGGACGCCUUGUUGGAAGGGAAGGCCCAGUGGGGCAGCAACAUGCAGGUGACCCUGAUCCCAACUCAUGACUCGGAAGUGAUGAGGGAAUGGUACCAGGAGACCCAUGAGAAACAGCAGGAGCUCAACAUCAUGGUUUUAGCAAGCAGCAGUACCGUGGUUAUGCAAGAUGAGUCCUUCCCUGCAUGCUUCUCUAGAAAUGCAGCUUUUAUUUAUUACCCUAUUUCUUUGAAGUCCUUAAGAACAACGCAUCGAUUUAGGGUACAAAAAAACGAGCACACGAUGGAAAACACAUUGUGACAAAAAAGGAUUUCAGUGAGUAUAAACUCACCUACUUAAAAGGUAUUUUAAGAGACAACCUCUAAGAUACUCAAGAUGAUAAUUUAAUAAUUAGUUGUUAAGUUGGUUCACAUGAUGCAUUGGAAGAGAAACAGAUUUCCAGCCUUCUUGCCAAAUCCAGACCUCUGGUUGAUUUUUCUUUGAUAGAAGAUGGAAUUAUUUUCCAAUUUCCCAAAUUAAAUUUAUUUAACAUGUACAUUAUUUUGCUUUAAGAAAAAAACCAAACAUUUUAGGAAAAUUAUAGCCAGUCUUCAAUUAUAACCGUUCAAUCCCACUCCUUUUUUUUUUUUUUCUUUUCUUUUUUGCUAUGGAAUUUAAUGGAAAAAAUAUACAAAAGCUGUCACUGGUCAGCUGGCUCUUUUUCCUAUGAAAUAGAUCAGUACCUUUCUCCAUCCAUUGUUCUCAGUGAUGACCACAGAGCCUGAAUAUAACAGGAACACCAAUAUUUACAUUACAGGUUGCUCCUGUCCUUCCAGACACCUUUCCUACCUGUGUGACUAACCUAAUUUUGCUAGUUUCAUAAAUACACAAUUAGUUUAGUAACAGCCAUCACAAUGUACCAUGUACAUUCAUGGUGAGAGCUAAAGAUUGACACAGACUUCUAGGAGCUUUGUUCAUACUGAUUACUUAAUCCAAUUGUAUAGAUUGAAUAUUUGAGUGAAAGGAAUUUACACUCUGUUUAAAUGAUGGGAUUCCAUCGAGCUAGCACUCAUGAUCCUGAACUUUUUGGUGGUAAUUCUUAAACUUCUACAGAGACUAGACGUUAGAGAUGAUCCUCCAUUUUCAAUUUUAACUAAUUCUAUCCCCUUUCUCAAAACCCAAUCCCUGUGCAUGCUUUCUCAGUCUUGUGGUGGGGCUGGAUACAGUGACUGACCCUUCCCCCCCUUCCCAACCCUUAAAUGCCAUUUUCCAUGGUGUUCCCCCCAAAAAUGGUUUUUUUUCUUAACCUUACAUGUCAUAGUAAAUGGUUUCCCCAGUGUAUAUGAAUGUUUUAAGUGUCUCCAAUAGCUUACACAGUUUAGGAGCUUUCCAGUACUCAUUUAAUAAGAUUUAAUCAUUUGCUAAUGGAAAUUUUACCACUUCCCAUUUUACCUGUUACCAAAUUUCAGCUCUCAGGAGCUGCUCUACAAUUCUGAAAUUGCUUUUCUUGCCUCUUCAGUCACCUGUCACAGGAGGUUCUUGCUCAGUAAUGACAUUGUGAGUUAGAUUAAUAACUUUUUUUUGCGCUUCAGAUUUAGAAGAAAAGACCCUGUUUCCAUCUGAAAGGAACUGUAAGCUUUUAUCUUUUAACCAACUGAACAACACACCAAAAGCAGCCUAGGGGAUGAGCAUUUCUUUGAAAGCGAUUAGGUUAUUCACCUGGUAUUAAAACUAUUUACUAUGAAAAAAAAUCUGUGACUUUAUUAAUUUAAAAGGCAGCAUCAACAACUGAAAAGGAAGGGAAGAAAUAAAUAGCUUCUCUGCACUCAUUUGGAGCUCCCCCAAAAAGGAGCCAUCGAGAUGGGACAUCAAGACCGGGGCUGCCCUUUUCAGAACGCCCCUGCGGCACUGAGUCAGGCUUACGGCGCUGCACGCAGCCCUUCUCCUUCCACCCUGGAAGGACAUGGUCUUGAGCCUGGCUGAGAAGCACCUCCCACUCCUCUCUCUUGUUCUGAAUGGUGUUUGUGUCAGUCUGCAGCUGUGUAUGGUAUUAUGUCUUAUAAUCCUGCAUCACUUCUAUCCUAUCCAGUCAUAUCUAAUGUAGAAAAUUAGUUUCCAGUGAAAGUAAUAUGUAGUGCUUUUAUGAUAUUUGUGUGCAAUAUCCCCUCUUCCAUUGAGGAUAUUUGAUGUAAAAGAAACAAAAAGAAACACCUCACUUCCACAAUAAAAUACAAAAGUGGCAAAAGUU
Mesoplodon densirostris (Blainville's beaked whale) is the source of this 9729-nucleotide messenger RNA. RefSeq names its product microtubule associated protein 1B (gene MAP1B). Gene Ontology annotation, molecular function: actin binding; microtubule binding. The record is from RefSeq and is a predicted model, not a curated record. Lineage: Eukaryota; Metazoa; Chordata; Mammalia; Artiodactyla; Ziphiidae. Gene Ontology annotation, cellular component: synapse; microtubule; neuronal cell body. Gene Ontology annotation, biological process: dendrite development; microtubule cytoskeleton organization; regulation of microtubule depolymerization. The coding region runs from base 282 to 7802 and encodes 2506 amino acids. The transcript is spliced from 8 exons.